Messenger RNA from Spea bombifrons (plains spadefoot toad), 438 nucleotides. It is a transcript of the gene MOCS2, whose product is annotated as molybdenum cofactor synthesis 2. The record is from RefSeq and is a predicted model, not a curated record. NCBI's taxonomy places the organism in Eukaryota, Metazoa, Chordata, Amphibia, Anura, Pelobatidae. Gene Ontology annotation, cellular component: cytosol. The coding region runs from base 112 to 372 and encodes 86 amino acids. Gene Ontology annotation, biological process: Mo-molybdopterin cofactor biosynthetic process. The transcript is spliced from 4 exons.
AUCGUUCUUCCCUGUACUGACCACCCCUGGCUGUCAGUGCUGAGCGCUGCUUGGGUCCGCUGUUAUGAGAGAAACUGCUUUUAUUAAUUAACGGAUCGGAACUCUGCCUCCAUGACUUGCGAGGUUUUUGUGCUGUACUUUGCCAAAAGUUCAGAAAUAACAGGUAUUCGCUCAGAAACCAUUAACUUACCAAAGGAAAUUACAUCUCAACAGAUCUGGGAAAAACUUGUUCAUCUGCAUCCAAGACUCAGUGCCAUAAAAGAUCAAGUGGUCCUUGCGGUCCGUCAAGAAUACGUGCCCAUUAGCGAUGAGCUGCUGAAUUUGCGUUCUGGUGAUGAGAUUGCUGUGAUUCCUCCUAUCAGUGGUGGUUAGCGUCUUAACACCCUAAGUUUGCUAUGAGUGAAGGUGAGGAAGAGCCGAGAGAUUUUGUAAAAAUAA